Cydia amplana is the source of this 941-nucleotide messenger RNA. It is a transcript of the gene Scp1, whose product is annotated as sarcoplasmic calcium-binding protein, alpha chain. The transcript is spliced from 4 exons. Lineage: Eukaryota; Metazoa; Arthropoda; Insecta; Lepidoptera; Tortricidae. Bases 109 to 696 code for a protein of 195 amino acids. The record is from RefSeq and is a predicted model, not a curated record. Gene Ontology annotation, molecular function: calcium ion binding.
AACUUCCCAGCAUUGGUACUCGGUUGGUAAACGCGCAGUGCCGCGGCGCGGCUAGUUGCCUCGCGACCGCCGCGCCCGCCUCCCGUCUGUGUUGCCAGUGUUGCCACAAUGGCGUACUCGUGGGACAACAGGGUUACGUUUGUGGUUCGAUUUCUAUAUGAUAUCGACAACAACGGCUACCUCGACGCGCACGACUUCCAUUGCCUAGCCCUCCGCUCGUGCGUGCUAGAAGGCAAGGGCGACUGCUCAGCCACCCGGCUACAGAAGUACCAGCACAUCAUGCUCAGCCUGUGGGAGGAGAUCGCGCAGCUGGCUGACUUCGACAAGGUUCCUGACUAUGACGGCACCAUCUCCGUCGACGAGUUCAAACAAGCCGUCAAGAACAGCUGCGUCGGCAAGCGGUACGAAGACUUCCCUCAGGCAAUGAAGGCGUUCAUCGAGUCCAACUUCAGAAUGAUUGACAUCAAUGAUGAUGGGGUCAUGGGGGUGGAGGAGUACAGAUAUGACUGCGUGCAGCGGAUGGUGGUGGAAGACAUUAAGGUCAUCGAUGACGCUUUUGACACGUUAUUAAAUGAUGACGACAGGAAGAAGGGCGGCCUCACCUUAGCCAGGUACCAGGAGUUGUUCGCGCAGUUCCUCGGAGACGAGAGGGAAGACUGCCAAGCGAAGCACCUCUUCGGCCCUCUAGAGGUGUAACCACCUUAGCCAUAGACUAACAAGUUUAGCCCUUAGGGCUUUAACUGUGACUGCUACACCUACAUCCAGUUGCACAUUAGUAACCAGGUUUUUGUCACUUGACAUCAACUUUGGCGAUAAUUUAAAUAUGUACUUAGAUGGGCAAACCGGGCAAUAAGGAAUAAGAAUUUUAGUUCGUCAUAGUUCCGGGAAUCCACAAUUAUUUCAGUACCUGGCCAGUUCGCUGGCAGACAUGUUUCUAUAUU